AUGGCUACCACAGACCACUGCCUCGUGUGCUUUGAGGCCCUCGAUGCCCACCUCAACCACCGGAAGGCUCUGAAUCUCGAGGAGAUCCAGGAGAAACUGGCCCGUGCCAGCGCUCCCAAAGCUCUCGACGAUCCCACCCUACAGCAUCUUGCAGUCCCCGAUGCCAGCACCUCUUCUUCCUCCUCUUCUACUUCGCUGAGCGCGUCGACGCCUGCGACCAGCACUUCAUCUCUACCCAUUGCUCCAACCUCAGCCCCUCUCUUCGUCACAUGGAACACCAUGGAGGACGGCGAGGCUUCUCUCCGCGGCUGUAUCGGCACCUUUGAAGCUCAGGACCUCUCCGAGGGCAUUGCAGAGUACGCCCUAGUCUCGGCGCUUCAGGACACCCGCUUCUCGCCCAUAAGAAAGACGGAGCUCCCAUCACUUCAGGUUGCGGUGACGCUGCUCACCGACUUUGAGGAGGUCGACGACAUGUUUGACUGGGAGAUUGGUGUCCACGGCAUCCGGCUCUCCUUCUACGAUCGGGGCCGCCGGUACGGAUCCACCUACCUCCCGGACGUGGCCUCGGAGCAGGGCUGGACCAAGGACGAGACUCUCUUCAGCCUUAUCCGUAAGGCGGGCUGGAUGGGUAGCCGGGGGCGCUGGAAGGACCUGGAGCUCAAGGUCACGCGGUACCAGGGCAAGAAGACGACGCUCGAGUAUGCGGACUUUAAGAAGUGGCGGGACAGUCUUGAAGAGUGA
Messenger RNA from Fusarium keratoplasticum, 741 nucleotides. RefSeq lists its product as uncharacterized. Bases 1 to 741 code for a protein of 246 amino acids. The record is from RefSeq and is a predicted model, not a curated record. NCBI's taxonomy places the organism in Eukaryota, Fungi, Ascomycota, Sordariomycetes, Hypocreales, Nectriaceae. The transcript has a single exon.